UACGUUGAACCCACAUUCAAGGCAACAAUGGUGCUUUUUAAACGUACCAAAUUACUCAACAAUAAAAACCUCAUUUUUCUACGUGCAAAGAAUCAAAAUAAAAAUGGAAGUUUAUUACAUAUUAAAUUUAUAUCAAAUAAAUCUACGAAUGAUGUGACAAUAAAUUUAUCAAAUGGAAGUCAAAUGAUAUUAUCAGCUGGAAAAUAUGCACGCUUUACAAGUGGAUGUGUUACUGCCAAAAUGGGCGAAACGUCGGUUAUGACAACUGUAGUAAGGAAAAGUGUACCGGAUGACACUUCCAUGGUUCCAUUAAUUGUAAACUAUCGACAAAAAGCAGCUGCCAUAGGCCGCAUACCAACCAACUUUCUUCGUAGAGAACUAGGCCAAUCUGAACAAGAAAUUCUUACAAGCAGAGUAAUAGACAGAUCUUUACGACCUUUGUUCAACCAAAGAUAUUCUUAUGAAACACAACUUGUAUGUAAUUUAUUAGCUGUAGAUGGAGUUCAUGAUCCAGACAUAUUAUCUAUUAAUGCUGCAUCAGCAGCGUUAAGUAUUUCAGAUAUUCCAUGGAAUGGGCCCGUAGGGGCAGUGAGAGUUGGAAUGAUCGAUAAAAAACAUGUUAUUAAUCCUACAAGGCGUGAACUCCAAGAAAGUUCACUAAACUUAAUGUUAGCUUGUACAUCUAAAAAUCUUGUUGUUAUGAUGGAAGGAUCUGCCAAUGAUAUUUUAGAACCAGAUCUUAAAAAAGCAAUACGAUUAGGUACCAAGGAAUGUCAAACAAUUAUACAGUCCAUAGCAAAUUUACAAAGUGAAAUGGGAAAGCCUAAAUUUGAAAUUGAAACUGAUCAAGAGCUUGACCAAAAUGUACUGAAAUUUGUAAAGGAAUUUUCAGAAUCGGAGCUACAUAAUAUUUUUACGUGUUAUUCUUACGAUAAGAUAUCACGCGACAAUGCCAUAUCAUAUCUUAAAAAUAAAAUGUUGGAAAGUAUAAGCGAUCACGAUUCAAAAUUUAUCGCAGCAGCUACAAAAGCUUUUAGUACCAUUACCAGAGAAGUUUUUAGAUCCGUGGUAUAUCAAGUAGAGAAGAGAUGCGAUGGACGGGAAUUUGAUGAGCUGAGACCAAUAGAAUGUCAAGUAGACUUGUUUAAACCACUUCAUGGUUCAUCUUUCUUCCAAAGAGGACAAACUCAAGUUCUCUGCACAGUAACCCUCGACAGUAUUGAGAGUUCUCUUAAAUUGGAUAAUAUUUCAAUGUUAACUAGUGGCAUAAAGGAAAAACAUUUUUUCCUGCAUUAUGAAUUCCCUCCAUAUGCAACAAAUGAAACGGGUAAACUUACAGGAGCCAAUCGUAGAGAGAUAGGUCACGGGGCAUUAGCAGAGAAAGGAUUGCGGGCAGUUAUACCAAAAGAUUAUCCAUUUGCUAUAAGAUUGACAAGCGAAGUAUUAGAAUCAAAUGGUUCUUCUUCAAUGGCUACUGUUUGUGGUGGUAGUUUAGCAUUAAUGGAUGCAGGGGUUCCAAUAUCGUCUGCAGUUGCCGGUGUAGCUAUGGGACUAAUAUAUAAUCCAAACAUCGGAAACAGUGUAUCCGACGACGACUUUAAGAUAUUAACGGAUAUAUCGGGUAUAGAAGAUUAUUUUGGAGAUAUGGAUUUUAAAAUAGCAGGUACGAAAAAAGGAUUUACCGCUUUACAAGUAGACGUGAAAGUACCAGGUAUCCCUUUGAAGAUAGUAAUGAAGGCUAUACAGAAAUCAGCUACAGCAAAGAGUCGAAUCCUUAAUAUAAUGAAUCGAGUGAUAGCAGCCCCGGCGGAAAGUGAUAGAAAGAAUAAACCUGUGCACGAUACUAUAGAAGUGCCUGUGCACCAGAGAGGAAGGUUUCUUGGCAUAGGAGGAACAAAUUUGAAAAAGAUUUAUCACGAAACUGGAGUUAAUAUAUAUCCACAAAGUGAUACAGAGUUUUCCUUGUUUGCACCUAAUCAGACUGCGAUGGACGAAGCGAAAGAAAUGAUCGCUCAAAGUCUGCAGAAAGAUAAUGAACCGACAUUAAUAUUUGGCGACAUUUAUAAAGCAAAAAUAACCGAAAUUCGUGAAACUGGAGUUAUGGUUACGUUGUAUCCUACCAUGGUGCCAACAAUGUUACCCAACUCGCAGUUGGAUCAGCGUAAAAUACAUCAUCCCAGUGUUCUUGGUCUUAAUGUUGGGGACGAAAUACAAGUGAAGUAUUUCGGACGAGAUCCUGUUAGCGGUCAUGUUAGAUUAUCGCGAAAAGUGUUACAGGAUCCGGUUUCUUUCGUCAGAAAUUUCAGUAGUACAGAAGAGACUUUGGAAACACAUAAAACACAAAUAUGAAAAUUCACCGAAGAUGGAGGCUUACCAACUUCAAGAGAAGUCGAAUGAAAAUAAGAUAUCCGACUUGGAGAACAAACCUGAUACAGAUACAAAAGAGAAUUGAUUGUGCAGAUAUUUGUAGAAUAAAAUGAUUUAUAGUUCAAUAAAAUGCGAAAAACAG
Molecule: messenger RNA, 2509 nt
Organism: Megachile rotundata (alfalfa leafcutting bee)
Lineage: Eukaryota; Metazoa; Arthropoda; Insecta; Hymenoptera; Megachilidae
Gene: PNPase
Product: polyribonucleotide nucleotidyltransferase 1
Biological process (GO): mitochondrial RNA 3'-end processing; mitochondrial mRNA catabolic process
Cellular component (GO): cytosol; mitochondrion
Molecular function (GO): 3'-5'-RNA exonuclease activity; polyribonucleotide nucleotidyltransferase activity; RNA binding
Source: RefSeq, a predicted model, not a curated record